CUCUUGGCUAUGUGUUUGUUUCUCUUAGAUAUUGCCAAAGCCAAGGUGUUCCACACUUCUCCAGAUUAAACUGUGAAUUUUGCCGAAAAUUUCCGAGCCACUUCUGCAUUUUGUACAUACGAGUUGCUGUGAUGUCUCAAGCAUUUCUCUGCCUGCUCCUUCUCCUCUGGCUGGAUCCCAGUUCUACUUCUAGAGGAGAUACUGUGGUGGUCACUAGCAGUGGCCCAAUCCAGGGCAAACACAUCAUGACAGAGUCUGGGAUGGUGACAGCUUUCUUGGGAAUCCCAUAUGCUGAACCUCCUGUGGGAGAAUUGCGUUUCCAGAAGCCCCGUCCCCAUCAGCCUUGGAGUUAUAUCCUGGAAGCCACCAGCUUUGCCAAUUCCUGCUACCAAGAGAGUUCUGAUCCUUACAGGUAUCAGCCGGUGCUAGACACAGAUCCCAUCUCUCCAGUCUCUGAGGACUGUCUUUUCCUCAACAUCUGGGUGCCUUCUCCCCAGCCCUCGGGGCCAGCUGCUGUCCUUGUCUGGAUCCACGGAGGUGCCUUUUACAUGGGCACUGGUUCUUAUGAUAAAAGCCUGCUAGCUGCCACUGAGAACAUCAUUGUGGCUUCUCUGAACUACCGCCUGGGUGCACUGGGCUUUCUAGCUCUGCCUCCAGGUGCUCCGGGGAAUGCUGGUUUGUGGGACCAAUCCUUGGCAUUGCAUUGGUUGAAGGACAACAUAGCUGCCUUUGGUGGGGAUCCCACUCGGCUCACCCUGGGGGGUCAAAGUGCUGGGAGUGCAUCCGUCGGUUUCCACCUUUUGUCACCAGUGAGCCAACCCGUCUUUGCUCAGGCCACUUUACAAAGCGGGGCUGCCAUUUCCCCCUGGGCCUGGGUGAGUCCUGAGGAGGCCAAGGCCAGAGGGAGACGUCUAGGCCAGAUGUUGGGCUGUGCGGAGAAUGAUGACCAAGGUGUGGUGAACUGCUUGCAGAGAAAGGAUCCAGGAGAGGUUAUGCGGAAGCUACCUAGUACUGAGCCAAGGAACCUGAUAACAACUACUUUUGUACCAACAACAGAUGGGGAAUUCCUUCCAGAUGACCCCAGGAAUCUUCUGGAAGUCAGAAUCUUCCCACUUAAGCCCAUCUUGACUGGCUUCACCACGGAGGAGGGCACCCUUUUCCUCAUAGAUAAUGCUCCUGGUUUCAGCUUAUCUAAUGAGAGCCUGAUCAGUCACAAGCAGUUACUACAGGGUCUCCGGCUUGUGGCACCCAAGGCUUCCCAGUGUGCCAUUCAGGCUGCAGCAUUCCUGUAUACCCUGGGGAACAAUGGAAAAGAGCGAUACCGCAAUGCAAUGAUCCAAGCUGCAGGGGACCAUAUGUUCUUGUGUUCUGUGGCUGAAGUGGCCACCCAGAUGGCAAAGGCUGGAAGCCCCGUUUUUGCCUACGUAUUCACUCACCCCCCUCCCUUCACAGGUGCCCCUGACUGGAUCGGGGCAACCCAUUGUUCUGAAGUACCCUAUAUGGUUGGUAACAUACUGUCUCUGACAGGAAGCAACUUGACAGAUCCAGAGGCUGAAACAAUAUUGAGCCAAAGAGUUAUGCGGUACUGGGGACAGUUUGUGAGAACUGGGUCUCCUAAUGAGGAAAAUGCCCAAGAGUGGCCUAUCUUUACAGGACAGAAUUUCUUCCGCAUCGACAUAGAGGGAUCCAAGGCAAAGGAAAUGUCACCCACUCUGUAUUGUGGAAUCUGGGACUGGCUGGAACCCAUAGAUUCUGAAGUGGAGGACAUUCCCAGCAGUGGAAUUUCUGGCAAUCAGUGAAACUUCAGAGAUGUUUCUCAGCAGCAUCAAGACAACUUCUCUGUUAUUUCAACCCUGAAGUGGAGCUCCACUAUAAGGAUUCUUUUGUGGCAUUUUGACUUUGCAAUGGGAAAGACAUUUUCAGAAUCUCAUUAUAAUAUUAUAAAAGGAGAAGGCUAUUUGAAACUCUUUGAAAUCAUUAAUAGUAAUUUGAAAAUAUCAUAUCAGCUGUUGUACUAUAGCUUCUCAGCCAAUAAAUGAAUAAAAGAGGUCAGCAACUAA
Anolis carolinensis (green anole) is the source of this 2060-nucleotide messenger RNA. Its product is annotated as cholinesterase. The record is from RefSeq and is a predicted model, not a curated record. Gene Ontology annotation, molecular function: acetylcholinesterase activity. The transcript has 4 exons. The coding region runs from base 132 to 1799 and encodes 555 amino acids. Lineage: Eukaryota; Metazoa; Chordata; Lepidosauria; Squamata; Anolidae. Gene Ontology annotation, biological process: choline metabolic process; acetylcholine catabolic process. Gene Ontology annotation, cellular component: plasma membrane.